Messenger RNA from Sporisorium graminicola, 1728 nucleotides. RefSeq lists its product as uncharacterized. The transcript has a single exon. The record is from RefSeq and is a predicted model, not a curated record. NCBI's taxonomy places the organism in Eukaryota, Fungi, Basidiomycota, Ustilaginomycetes, Ustilaginales, Ustilaginaceae. Bases 1 to 1728 code for a protein of 575 amino acids.
AUGCGCCGAGCAUCCACUACGGCAAAGGCCAAGGCCAGUGCCUUGAGUUUGCUCGCCUUGGCUGCUCUAGUCCUACAGACUUCGGCAUCUACACCACGCUUGAAUCGCUUCGACGUCGAUCUCCAAGGCAGUGAACCCACCGUGCAGGAUGCGUUGCCCUUCUUCACAGACGACCUUUCAGCCUCCUAUUAUCCUAAUUUGCACAAGCGUCAAGCUCCAGGACCGACGGAAUCGCCAAGUACCGACACACAGCUCGCCAUCGUAGCUCAAUCUGGAACUGACCCAAUUGGUGCAGCUCAGGCAGUGGAACAGAUCCCCAACGUGUCCGGAAACGCCGCAGGCAAUCCGGACACAUCCGGGAACAUCCUGCAAGGAGAUGGCUACUACAAUUAUCCGUGGAACAACGCAACCUACUUUGCUCAAAAUGCUGACACCAAUGGCUCUGACACGGGAGGCUGGCAAGCGCUUCCCCCGGUCCCCGGCUUCACCUUGAACCGUACAUUCUCGGUAUACAACGUCUUCAACAACGAAUCCGGUGUGCUUCCUUUCUACAUCACCAACAAUCCUGACCCCACCAAGGUGCUUCGCGCCAUCGUCGUGUGGCCCGGUAAACCUCGCGACAUUUGGAAGUAUGCCAACCUCAUGAUGAACGCCCGAAGUGUCGCCGUAUCCUCCAACUUUGCCAAGCAAGGUGCCACCAACGACUCGUUCCUCAUCGUUGCGCCUGCCAUGAUGAACCAGAUGGACCUCCAAGCCGGUGCAGCUCACCCCACCGAGAUCGUCUUCCACGGCUCGAGCUGGCAGCGUGGUGCUCCCUGCGUCAACCCCGUCAUGAAGCACCGCGUCACCAGCUACGCCGCCGUAGACCAGAUCGUCGAUAUGCUCUUCAACAAGAAGACGUACCCCAACCUCAACUCGGUCGUCGUCGCUGGUCACUCGAUGGGUGGUCAGGCGGCUCAGCGAUACUCGCUCAUGAAGAAGACUAAAGCAUACGACGACAACAUGCGCUUCUGGAUCGGCAAUCCGGGUUCGUGGGCAUGGAUCUCUGAUACACGUCCCUACAUGAACGUCAACAAUACGUGCCAGCCGAAUGAGGCGUGGGACACCUGGCCGUACGGCCUCAACGGCAAUCAGUCCAAGCUCACCUCGUACGCGCGAAAAGAUGUGAUCGCCAACAAGACGUACGUCAUCGACCGCUUCCUCAACCGGCACGUCUCAUAUGCGCUGGCUCUGCUCGACAUCGGAGCCGGUGACACUCACUGUCCCGCUCGAUGGCAGGGAGGCAACCAUUUGGACCGAGGAUCCCAGUUCGUGCUGCAGUACGCGAACACCAGCUCGUUCUACUUGCAGGGCAAGUUCCCACCUAAACACACGCUCGACUACAUUGCCAACGUCUCGCACCAGGACUACGCCAUGUACUCGGCCAACCAGUCGAUCCAGCGUCUUUUUUACGACGAUCUGCUGGUUCGCUACCCGAACCUCACGAACACGACCAACCCGGGCGACAGGCCAAAGAAGCCCAAGGGUCAGAAGGCAUUCGCCACCCCGGCACACGAGAAGGUGGCCAUUGGCCUGCUGGCAGGCUCGCUCGGUCUUGUCUUUAUCGUCUUCACCGUGCUUCCCAUCAUCUUUACUGCGGAUCACGUCAAGGACGUCGAUACCUCGUGGGACGCUCAGAGCUACUUGAGCUCGGAGUCGAGGAGGAUGCUAGUGGACCGCAAGUGGUAG